CCCGAAUCGUUCCGAUUUGAACCGAAUCCUAAUCGACAUAGGUGUGUUAAGUUUACCGACGAUCAAAACGGUGGUUUUUCGAGGGGCGAAAACCGAGCGGUUCGAGUUCGAUUGGGGGCCCACCCUCGGCGCCGAUCGAUGAUCCAAUCGUAACCGGUAAUUGUCAUGUACGAAGAAUUAAAAUCGACGAAAAUAAUCGUGGUCUAGUCGUCUUUGCGAUUGUUUUUUUUUUGUGCUGUCAAUUUUUGAGCUGUCAAAAAUGUCACUGCCUGGGACACAAGGCCUAUCAAAAUUAAAGAAAAAACACUUCAGAGUUAAACACCAAAAGGUUAAAUUAUUUCGUGCGAAUGAGCCGUUUUUAUCGGUUUUAAUGUGGGGAAUUAACCACACCAUAAACGAGUUAAUGCAUGUUACGAUCCCCGUUAUGCUUUUACCCGACGAUUUUAGAGCUUAUUCCAAAAUUAAAAUCGAUAACCACUUAUUUAAUAAAGAAAACAUGCCAUCUCAUUUCAAAGUAAAAGAAUAUUGCCCCAUGGUUUUUAGAAACAUACGCGAACGAUUUGGAAUUGACGAUUUAGACUUUAAAGAGUCUUUAACGCGCUCUCAACCGCUCCCUGAUGAUUCUUCUGGAAAAAGUGGGGCUAAGUUUUAUCUCAGUUCUGAUAAACUUUUUAUUAUUAAAACGUUAACGAGCGAGGAAGUCGAACGAAUGCACUCGUUUUUAAAGCAUUAUCAUCCUUAUAUCGUCGAAAGGCAUGGAAAGACGCUUUUACCCCAAUAUUUAGGAAUGUAUCGAUUAACCGUAGACAAUGUUGAACAUUACAUUGUAAUUACAAGGAAUGUUUUUUCGAAUCAUCUUAGUACGCAUCGUAAAUUCGAUCUUAAAGGCUCCACGGUCGAUCGAGAGGCUUCUGAUAAGGAAUUGGAGAAGGAUUUGCCCACUUAUAAAGACAACGACUUCGUUAAGCAAAAAUUAAAGGUGUAUAUAGGUGACGAAGCCAAGCAAAAAUUGAUGGAAACGCUCACCGCCGACGUUGAAUUCCUCACCAAAUUGCAUUUAAUGGAUUACAGCAUGUUAUUAGGUAUACAUGAGGUUGAGCGAGGUGAAGAAGAGUUCGCCCGGCAACGAGAAAACGAAUCUGAGAAUGCUUGUCAAGAAUCUGAUGAAAGUGAAGCCGGUUCGGGUUUGGAUAGUCGCAAUUUCGGUUAUAACACCCCUCCGGAUUCGCCAAACGCGAUCGCUCAAUUCGUUCGGGAUCAAAGUCUCCAAUACGAAGGUAAAUUUUUCUCAGGAGGUAUCAUUCCGGAAUUGGAUAUCUACGCAAUUCCAAGUUGCGAAACCGCCCCAGUUAAAGAGAUCUAUUUCGUUGCGAUUAUCGAUGUUUUGACUCAUUAUGGGGUGAAGAAGCAGGCUGCGAAAGCCGCCAAAACCGUUAAAUAUGGUUCGAACGUCGAUGGAAUUAGCACAUGUGACCCCGAACAAUAUGCAAGAAGAUUUAUGGAGUUUAUGUCCAAAGCUAUUGAAUAGAUUUAGUGUGAUCGGUUUCUAUUAUCUUUAUUUUGUGUUAUUUAGAGGUUAAUCGGAAGAUUUUAUGUAGGUAGAUGUUGUAAAUAUGAUUUAUUUUUGUGUAAGUUCUUGGUUAGUUUGUUUAUAUCGAUUUUUUAUUGAAAAAAAGAAAAAAAGUGAGGUUAGAACAUGAAAUUUUUUUCAACAUAACCUCAAAUUAUUUAAUUUUUUUUGUUAAAAUCAUUUUUAUAUGACUUUUGAUUAAUCUUAUUCGUGAUUAAUCGUAUUUUCGAUUGAUUUCAUCACUUUUUAUUAAUCACUAUACAAUAAUAAAUCGAUAAAAAAGUGAGGUUAGGUGAAGGAAAAGCCAAUUUUUUUUCACAAAAAGGUCACCGAAUUUCUUGGUACAAUAAACUCGCUUAUUUCAAAAGAUAUUAAUGAUUAUUAUAAAAUGUAAGAGAAAUAAAGGGGUUCUAAUUAGAUUAAAACAUUUAAAACCUUUUUUUACAACAAAAGAUUGUUUAAUUUGUACAUAUUAUGUAAGUGGCCCCUUUUUAGGUGUUUAUUUCGUUCAAAGAUGUACAUAUUUGCAUCGGUCGAAGCUUUUAUUAAGAUUGUAACACAGAAAUCGAUUUUUUUUAACUACAAGCUCAAUUCACAACUUUCUACUCUUAACAAAUCCGUAAAAAGGCUACACUCUUUAUAUUCGCUUGUAAAUAUCGUUAUUAUUACGUAUUUUUGUGGUAUUUUUAAUCUAUCAUGUCAUCUAGUCUUAUUCGAGUACGGCGUAAGGUGCAGCUCGUGUCAUGAUUUCUUUACUUCGCGUAUAUAUUUGUAUUAUUAUUACGAUUAUGGAUAUGUUUAUAAAUAAAUUAUGUCUUAAAAAUAA
Messenger RNA from Onthophagus taurus, 2396 nucleotides. NCBI's taxonomy places the organism in Eukaryota, Metazoa, Arthropoda, Insecta, Coleoptera, Scarabaeidae. The record is from RefSeq and is a predicted model, not a curated record.